Molecule: messenger RNA, 2708 nt
Organism: Poecile atricapillus (Black-capped chickadee)
Lineage: Eukaryota; Metazoa; Chordata; Aves; Passeriformes; Paridae
Gene: PIGT
Product: phosphatidylinositol glycan anchor biosynthesis class T
Exons: 12
Coding region: 593-2413 (606 amino acids)
Biological process (GO): attachment of GPI anchor to protein
Cellular component (GO): GPI-anchor transamidase complex
Source: RefSeq, a predicted model, not a curated record
CACUCAGAUCAUCACCGGGAGAUGGUGCGAGCUCCAUGGCACCGUCACCACCGGCGCUGCCUUGCUGCGGCUGCCGCUCUCCUCGCCGGGGCUGGCCCCGGGCCGGCGGAUGCUGCUAGCGGGGCGCUCCCGGAUGGCUCUGCAGCCGCAGAUGGACGCUGCCCUCCGGAAAGGAGACGAGGAGCGAGGGAGAGCGGCCAGCCGCGGGGAGAGCUGAGGAGUGGAAGCCACCUGGGGACAGGCACAGUCCUGGCAGCGUCCUCGGGCACAGCCAGGCCCUGCAGGGAACCACCCAGGCUGUGACCGCGCCGGGGCUUCCCUGCGGCUCCAAUUGCAAAGGGGUGGAACCCUCGGGGAGCCGCUGAACCCCCUCCCAGAUCACCAGAGUUGGCCGCGAUCAUCCCUGCGGGUCUUUUCCGACGCAGAAUAUUCUGCGGUUCUGUGAAGCGCUGGCGCUUCUCCCGGACUGCGGGCAGGCGUGGGCACAGCCCGGCCGGCGCUUCCCCCCGCGGAGGCUCCAGGCUCGCUCCGUUCAGCGGCUCCCGGUGCCAGCCCGGGACAGCCCCGCGGCCCGGGAGCACAGAUCGUCUCCAUGGCAGCCCCGGAAGCGGCGCUAUUGCUGGCGCGGGCGGAAGCGGAAGCGGCGCGGGGCGGGGCGGACGGCGGGAUGGCGGCGGCGGCGGCGCUGCUGCUGCUGCUGCUGCUGGUGGCGACAGGGCCCGGGCCCGGGCGGGCGGACGCGGGCCGGGAGCGGCGGGACGCGCUGCGGGAGGAGCUGCUGCUGAGCCCGCUGCCCACCGGCGAUGUGGCCGCCACCUUCCAGUUCCGCACGCGCUGGGACGCGGACCUGCAGCGGGGCGCAGUCUCUCACUACAGGCUCUUCCCCAAGGCGCUGGGGCGGCUGGUGGCAGCGCUGGGCGUGCGGGAGCUCCACCUCGCUCUCACCCAGGGCUUCUGGCGCACCCGGUACUGGGGGCAGCCGCCCCUCCAGGCACCCGCUGGAGCUGAGCUCUGGGUCUGGUUCCAGCACACGGUCACCGAUGUUGACAAAGCCUGGAAAGAACUGAGUAACAUCCUUUCAGGAAUAUUCUGUGCUUCUCUCAACUUCAUUGACUCAACCAACACAGUGAUUCCAACAGCAUCCUUCAAACCCCUGGGUUUAGCCAAUGGGACGGAUCACCAUCUCCUGCGUUACGCUGUCUUGCCCCGGGAAGUUGUCUGCACAGAAAACCUCACCCCUUGGAAGAAGCUGCUGCCAUGUGGCUCAAAGGCUGGGCUCGCUGUGCUGCUGAAGGCCGAGCGCUUGUUCCACAGCAGCUACCACUCACAGGCAGUGCACAUCCGCCCCAUCUGCAGGGAUGCCUCCUGCCUGGCUGUGUCCUGGGAGCUCAGACAGACCCUCACUGUGGUCUUUGACUUCUUUUCCAGCGGCCAAGGAAAGAAAGACUGGUCCCUCUUUAAGAUGUUCUCUCGCACGCUGACUGACACGUGUCCUCUGGCAUCGCAGAGCAAAGUCUACGUUGACAUUUCCCCUAAGAACAAGGAAAAGGAGCUACUGGAAGUGUCCCCCGCUCCAACAUCAGUACACGAAGCUAUUGUCCAGGGAGACAAGAAAACCUAUGCUGUCUAUGACCUGCUGAGCCCCUCGCUCUUCAACACGUCUCGCAGCCUCAACGUGCAGCUCAAGUGGAAGCGGCCCCAAGACAGCUCGGAAAUGCCCAUUCCCACUCUCCAUGCUCAGCGUUAUGUGGGGGGGUAUGGGCUGCAGACUGGGGAGAUCUGCACCCUCAUCUACAACACUCACCCUUACCGAGCCUUCCCUGUGAUCCUGCUGGAGACUGUGCCCUGGUACCUGCGGCUCUACGUGCACACCCUGACAAUCAUCACCAAAGGGAAGGAAAACAAGCCAAGUUACAUCCACUACCAGCCAGCCCAGGACCGGAGACGGCCUCACCUCUUGGAAAUGCUGAUCCAGCUGCCAGCCAACUCAGUCACCAAGAUCACAAUCCAGUUUGAGAGGGCCUUAUUGAAGUGGACAGAGUACCCACCUGACCCAAAUCACGGCUUUUAUGUUGGUUCAUCUGUGCUCAGUGCCCUGGUGCCCAGUGUCACUGCCAUGAAGGACAUGGAUGUGGAGCAGAGCCCUCUCUUCGCCUCACUGUUUCCUUCCUCUGAUGGCUCCAGCUAUUUUGUGCGCCUGUACACGGAGCCGCUGCUGGUGAACCUGCCCACACCAGACUUCAGCAUGCCCUACAACGUCAUCUGCCUCACCUGCACCGUGGUGGCCGUGUGCUAUGGCUCCUUCUACAACCUGCUGACCAGAACGUUCCAUGUGGAGGAGCCGAGCCGGGGCGGGCUGGCCAAGCGGCUGGCCAACGUCAUCCGAAAAUUGAGGGGGGUACCCCCACUCUGAGAGGAACCAGAGCAGCCAGCACUGCCUGCAGGGCUCUGUGGGGAGACUCAGAUAGCAGAGCACUGCUGCCUCUUGUCUUGCUGGAAGCAGCUUGUUCUGUUUUGCUGCCUGGAUCUAUCUUUGGGAUCCGAUAAGCUGAGAGAUCACUUCCAUUGCUAAGAUGGGAAAUGGCUCUAAGCCCAUUGACUACUGAACUGCACUGCUAUGGCACUGGGAAAAGUAAAAGACUUCUGUUUGGGAGAGGUGUAACUUACAUGCUGGAAAUGGUGCUGGAAGUAAACUUGAGUGUUUUGUA